UUCCCGACCCUUCACCUUGAGUUUCUCUUCAGUCGCUUCGCAAGUAGCGAAGCAGCAGCCCUCACACGAGGUAAAGAUUGCUUCACGAAAGCUAUGGAUAAGAUGGGCGGCACCGUGACAGCAGCUGUGGUCCUCCUCUUGAUCACGGGGUCUUGUUGCUUCGCUUCUGUUGUCAUAAAAGACACGCGUCUCGGCCAAAUCAAGGGUAACCGACUGAAUGUUCUCGGUCGUGCUGUGGAAGAGUAUCGCGGGAUCCCGUACGCGCAACCACCCUUGGGCAGGCUGCGCUUCAGGCCACCCGUACCUGCUGAACCAUGGGAGGGUACACUAGAUGGCAGGUCCAGACGAACUGCAUGUCCGCAGGUAUUCUUCCUUCCCCAAGCAUUUGCUAACAUCGAGCACACGGAAGACUGCCUGCACCUGAAUGUAUGGAGCCCUCAAGAGCGGGGAACCGAUGAAGCCGUUCCCGUGCUCGCUUGGAUCCACGGUGGCGGCUUUGUGCAGGGAUCAGCUACGCAGAAAAUUUACGACGGUGCCGUUCUAGCUGCGAGGACAGGUCUGGUCAUAGUGACCUUGAACUAUCGUCUCGGUUUCCUGGGCUUCCUGGACACGCAGUCACCAGACGCACCAGGCAACGUCGGUCUCCUGGACCAAAACAUGGCCUUGAAGUGGAUCCGGGACAACAUCGCACUAUUCGGUGGUGACCCUUCGAGAGUGACCAUUUUCGGCGAGAGCGCCGGUGGCAUGAGUGCUCACGCACAUGUCAUCUCGCCCAUGAGCAGUGGUCUUUUCAUCAGGGCGUGCCUAAUGAGUGGGACUCUGCAUCGCCACGGCUUCUACCAGACAGUGAAUGAAAGUAUAAGUAAAGGAAACGCUGUUGCCGCAGCAGUCGGCUGUUCGUACCACGGCAGGAACCUGACUACUAACCGUGAAGCUGUUGUUGAAUGUCUGCGCUCUAAAAGUGCGUUUGAACUCGCCCGUGUAUCAAGUGACAUAUUCAAGCCCAAGAUAUUCCCAUUCCUGCCAACUUAUCCUAAUCAGUUCCUCCCUGUGGAGCCCAGCACCGCUGUCGAUCAAGGACUGUUCAAUGCAGCCGACCUCAUGGUUGGAGUCACCGCGGACGAGGGCGCACUAGCGCUAAUGUUACCUAUGAGGAACGAUAUCCUUCCGAACAGCGUGCACGGCCUCGUUGGGAAACAAUUUCAAGGCUCUCUACGUGAGGGUGUCUACGCGUGGCUGAAGACAAACUUUUCCAGGCCGCUGGAUGUAUACACAGCUGACACUCAUGACAAGAGAUCCCUGAGGCGCGCCUACGUGGAUUACCUAUCGGACUCAAUAUUCGUUUGCCCAAUGCACAUCACUGCUGAGGGACAUUCUAACAAGGAACAGUCAGUGUACUCCUACGUCUUUGGUCACUUGUCUAAGAAGAAGGCGCUUCCCGCGUGGAUGGGGACACCACAUGGCUCUGAUGUCAGCUACGUAUUCGGAAUUCCCCUUGCUGACAAAGAACGUUUCAGUGCAGAAGAUGCCGAAGUGUCUCAAGUGAUGAUGACGGCUUGGUCAACUUUCGCUUCCACUGGGGUGCCCCAGCUUCCAGGAGAGUACCCGUGGCCCAAGUACACUGCUGACAACCCGGUCUCAGUUUAUAUUUCUGCUGACAACGUAACAGAUAUCUCUGGAUUUCAUAUGGAGAAGUGCAACGUUUGGAAGUCCUACUGGAAAAUGUAGAGCGACGUUUCUUAUUAAAGGACGAUUUCUUCAAAUAUGCA
Molecule: messenger RNA, 1769 nt
Organism: Dermacentor andersoni
Lineage: Eukaryota; Metazoa; Arthropoda; Arachnida; Ixodida; Ixodidae
Source: RefSeq, a predicted model, not a curated record